UCCUGGGGGUGACUGGCUGUAUUACAGCGGAAACCUGGGAACUGAGCGCGGGUCGGGCUGGAACCACAUUUCCUUAAAAAUGUGUUUUCAUAAUUUAAAAGUAGUUUUCUGACUUCGCACAAACAGUCUGAAAAGCUGAGUAAGUUGUUGCCAGAAAGAAGCGCAAAGGAAUGCCCGGAAAGGAAAACAGCCGGUUAUACCAAGAGUUCGAUGAUGAUGAGGAAGAUGAAGGUAACACACAGUCUCAAGACUCUGUUGAUGAAACCAAUGAAGACCUGGAGAGCGAGGAGCCCAACGGCAGCACCUUACCAGAGGAUGACAUCAGGGAGCAGAGUCCACCGAUGAGAUUCAGCAAAACCUGCGUGAAAAACGUCUUCACAGUGGUGCUCAUCUUCAUCUACCUGCUGCUGACUGCGGUGGCCGUCUUCCUGGCCUACCAGACCAUCAGUGACUUUUUGCAGAAACUUCGUCAACCCGUUAUGUCUGUCACCUACAAAGAAGUGGACUCAUUUUCUCCUCCUGGUAUCGCUCUGUAUCCUGGCGACGCUCAGCUGCUGAGCUGCAAACAUCACUACCACAACUACAUCCCACCUCUAGUGGACCCUGGAAAGCCUCAGGAAGGGGACUGUGAGAUUAUGCAAGUUACAUACUUUGGGCCAUUCACAAAUCAGACAGAGAAACGAGCUUUGGUGGUCCGUGGCCCGUCUGACGUUAGAAACAAAGAGUUGAUCUUCAUGCAGUUCAGUCAGAAUGAAACCCAGGAAGAUUUCAGUGCCAUCACUUACAUGCUUUUUGCUAAGUUUAGUGACUUGAUUAACAGUGUAAACAGAUCAGAGUUUAUGAGGGACUGUGAGAGAAAUUACUCUAUGUGGACCUUCUCUGGUGGAUUCAGAACCUGGGUCAAAAUGUCUUUGGUGAAGACGUCUGGGAAAAGUGAUGAAGCUGUUGAGUUUCGGCAAGAGUCAGCUGUGGUGAAAUUCAAUGAUAAGAGGCCUGAACCAGAACAAACCAACCAGCUCUUUUUUGCUGUGUUUGAAUGGCGGGAUCCGUUCAUACAGGAAAUUAGACUGAUAGUGACUGCAAAUCCCUGGAGCUCCAUAGCCAUCCUCUGUGGUGUUUUCAUGGCUCUCUUCAAAGCUGCCAAUUUUGCUAAACUCACUAUAACAUGGAUUAUUAAGAUGCGUAAGAGGCAUCUGAAAAAUAAAGAAAGGGAACUGAACCAAAUAAAUUAAAAUACUAGCUUAAAAAAAGAAAGAAAGUGGCACAACCCAACAGAAUCUAACGAUCCAAACUGACCGAUCAUAGUUUUGUUUUUACUCUAAUAUAUUUUUUUAGGUCACGACUUGCACUGUUUUUCUAUUACUAAUGAGAAUGAUUGAUAGUAUUUAUUAAAAUGUAAAACUUGAUAGAUGGUUUUGCCUCCAUUAACACAAAGUGGUCCUCGGAUCGAAUAUAAGUUUAAAUCCUGUUAUUGUGUUUAUAUGUUUUUUUAAAUUCAGAGACAGAUUAUGAGUAAAAUCAACAAAUGCUGUGGCUGCUAUGACUGUAUAGUCCACCACCUCUAAUCUCAGACCAAAAUGUGACAUGGGCAGGGACAGAUUCCUUGGUAUAAAACGUUGUAAUUUUGAGGAACAUGGGAACAUAAUAACAGCUGGAGUGGGACUUAAGGUGUAUACAGCAUUUCAAAAGUUACAGGAAUAUUUUUCCAAAAGAAUUCAUAGUGUGUUGCAACCACACAAAAAUGUUGCUGAAUUAUUAAAUACUUUAAAAGUUUUUCAAAAAUGACAUCUCGCAAAGCAAAAAGAUGAUCAUGUUUUUACAGUUACUGUUUAUUUUUGAUGUGUAUAAAUUUUGUUCUGUCAGUCCUGUUUUCCUGAUUCAAACAUAAUGUCUUCUAAAUAAAUUGUAAGCAUUGAUGAGGCCGUUAAAAUGAACUUAAAUUGUGAAUUUAUUGUUUAUUUUAUUAUGUUUAUGAUUUAAGAAAUUUAGGAAAGUAAAGAUAGUAUUAUGCCUGA
Messenger RNA from Melanotaenia boesemani (Boeseman's rainbowfish), 2015 nucleotides. It is a transcript of the gene pacc1, whose product is annotated as proton activated chloride channel 1. The transcript has 8 exons. The coding region runs from base 171 to 1232 and encodes 353 amino acids. The record is from RefSeq and is a predicted model, not a curated record. Lineage: Eukaryota; Metazoa; Chordata; Actinopteri; Atheriniformes; Melanotaeniidae.